UGUUGAGCUAGUAGUAACAGUAGAUCUCUCUAAAUGGAAGUUGAAUUUUGAGAGCUUUUGUGUACUGGCUUUUGGACCGAUAAGUAGUAUUUCUGUAGCCCCUUCCAAAAUGGCGGACGCGUUGACGUGUCUGCAUACAUUUCAACAGCGGCUACUGCGCCCUCUACUGCUUCCUAAUACGGCAAGCUAUGACAACGAAGGCUGUAGCAGCGACGGGAACAGCGAUAGUGUGGAUUGUCUGGAGACAAGAGACAAAGUGAGGAGAAACAACUAAGCAAAGCGACGAGAAACAACUAAGCAAAGCGAAAAAGAAUCGAAAGAUGCUGCACAUGAAGACGUUUCUUUCCGGCCGGAGUAGCGGCACAGUCCGGGGCCUGGCCUGCGCCGCCGGGCUGAUCGCGCUCACCACCGCGGGAUACUACGCGUAUCGCAGGCUGAAGAGGACCAGCGACCGUCGAGCUGCUGAACGGGAAGCUGCUCAAGGAUCUGUUGUAGGUGUUGAUGUCGAGGAAGUUCUCGUAUGCACCGAAGAAGACCCUCAGACAUCAGCUGUUGUCCUGGUAACUGAGACAAAUCCCCAGCUCCACAACACCAGCCUUGACCCUGAGAAAUCAGCUGUCAUUCUGCUCUCGCAUCACCAUGGCACACGUCAGCUGCACUCUGCCUGGCAGACCAUCCAGUUCCUUUCCUCACAGUCCUGCAGCUUCGUCUGUGAGUCCAUGGAGGUACGCAGGUACAUCGCAUGCUUGGUGAGAGGUCCAGAAGUCCUGCUGUGGUGGAUCACCACCACCACCGAAAUGUCCAGCAAUCAUUGGGGAGCCUUUAACUCCACCAUUCAGGAGACCUCGAUCACCUGCAUACAGCGAGUCUGUGGGAGCGUGAGAGCGCUGGUGUCCUGCCAUCAUGAGGAGGCGACCAUCCACGUGCCGUACGAGGAUGGCGAGCAAACCAUUUACCAGGUGAGUCUCUCGUACCUUCGCGUGGACGUGGACGGUCAGGUGGACAUGUCCCAUGAGGAGGAAGGAAGUUUCUUCACUCCUUAUGCUGAUUCUGAGGUUCAGUCAGAAUUUGAGGAAAAUGACAUGGAACUUCCACUUGAGGAGCAGGAGGUGCCUUUCAUCAGCUUGUACCUCACAGGCCGUGGCAUCACAGACCUCGUCCUGAAACUGCCUGCCAUCCGCGAGGCGUUCUCUAGGAUGAUGGCGAGCAUGCAUAACAAGAACUUCUUGUACGUGGCUGGCAAGCAGAUCUUGAUGCGUCUGGCAGCAGCCAACAAACAGGAUCCGCGCGACGUACAGAGGGCAUACGACGAGUUGAUCCGAUUCCUGAGAGAGCCGUCCUAUCAGGAAAUGAUCAAGGCGGAGGUGCUCGAUGCUCAGCUGUACCACUUCAACCUGCUGGAUGUGUUCUUCGAACUCGUCUUCUUCAGCUGCUUAAUCAACGGCCUGCCGCCUGGAGCCUUGGACGGGGGAUUCUUGCAGCAUGUGUUCGAUAUGAACAGCCAGUGGGACGUGGACAUCAGGGAGCCUGAAGCAGACCAGCUCUUUUUGCUGCUUUCCUUAAAGCUGACACUGCUGCUUGAGGAACUGUUCUCGCAGCCUCUGGACCUGUACAGUGACCCAGCAGCUUUAGCCACUGCAGUGCUACGACUGGUGAAGGAGCAUGUGCAGGAGAUGCUGAAGGCCAUGGCAGAAGUCUGAGCAACACCACACUCCUCUGGCGCAUACACACACACACACACACACACACACCUCCCUGUUUUCUUUCUCUUUCUCUUCAUUUCACUAUCUUUACAGGUAAGUACUUAUUACGCUGUCUUACUGUGUACACAUUUAAACAUGUCUUUCUUUUCUUCUCUCCCUGAGCAGCUACACAAUACACAACCUUGACGGCCUGGUCUCUAACAACAACAUCUGUUAGUUUGCUCUCCGACUGCACAAACACCUGCAGCUCCAACGCCACAUAUAUUUCAGGCUUCAUUGUGAUCAUUGUUCAUGAGGCGCAUGUGGAGAGGAACCAGCUGAUCACGAACUACAAUACAGCUUCACCUGCCUGUGAUCGUGACGUCUCCCUCCCAGAUACGCUGAGCAUUUUCUGCACUCGGUUUGAGGUGCAGAACAACAUUGUGUAAAGGAAGACCAUCCCUCCCCCCAACGAUACGGUACUCUGUCUAUCCACGGCUAACGUGAGCAGAGUUAAUCCAUGGAAGGCUGCUGGACCAGACCACAAUCCUGGCAGGGUGCUCAAGGAAUGUGCAGAACAGAGCAUCGUGAGCAGCUGCAUCACUGUCUGGACACUGCAGCGGAUAGUUAGGACAGCUGGGAAAAUCGUUGGGAGACCAGACUGCGUAACAGUUUACCACAAGCCAUCAGACUCCUCAAUGACUAAACUGAACUGUACUGAGCACAGUACACACACACACACACACACACACACGCUCACUCGACUGUAUGGACUGAUCUGCACCAAAUACGGUCUUCCAUUAUACAUCAUGUCUACAGCACCAUCCAUUUCAAACUGUUUACCUGCUGUUUUGCACAUUUUCAUUACAUCAUGCAACUGCUGAUAUUAUAUGAAGUGUUCAUUCCAGUAUUUUUGCACAUGUACAGUAGAGUAUACAGUGUGUAUCCACUGCUUUUGUCUUGCACCAGGUUGCAAAGAUUGCACUUUAUGUGGCUAAGGGUGCUUUCACACCUGCCUUGUUUAGUUCGGUUGAAUCGUACCAGAGUUCGAUUGCUCAAUUGGUGCGGCUCGUUUGGGCAGGUGAGAAUGCAGCAAUGGAACUCUGGUGCGCACCAAAAGCGGACCAAAACAGCGGACCGAGACCUCCUUUAAGAGGUGGUCUCAGUACACUUUUAAACGAACACGGUUCGUUUGUGGUGAGAACACGGUCCGAGAUCGAAUAGACCUAACUGCAAAAAGUAUUGUGCAUUUUGGACUAAACCAGCUGCCAUAGUGGGUCGUUGGCUAUAUUUUCGGAAGAUGAGCAUGUCACAGUUUCGCAAAAGUAAUGCUCGCCGCCUCCUGAAGUGUUUUUGCGAUGCGUCUUCGCCGUUUGCAGUGCGUUAAAAUGAUAUUUUCAAGCUGCAUCCGCGUUUCAUUCUGAAAAUGAAGACUUUGCAUAGAAUGCUGUAUACAAGCGAUGUAGUAGAUUAGAACCACAAACAUAAUUGCAGCGUGCAGUCGUCUCUCCAUGGUGUACUGUAUGCUGUAUUUUCCUCUUUUUCUUUAUUUCUGGAGUUUCGUUGAAAUUUCUCGCACGUUUAUUCUGACCAAUUGAGAAGCAGAUUAGGAAAUGCGCUCAAAGACAUGUGGCCAAUGAGUGAUGUGGAUGUUAUCACAUGACGGCAUUUUGGUUCGCUUCAACUGGUGCAGAACAGAACGAUCAGUGUGGUGUGAAAAGGAACCAAAACUGCUAAAAAGCUCCAAUGUAUAAUUUCUUGCUUUUGGUCCGGACUAUUAUGAACGAACUAUAGAUGUGAAAGCACCCUAAGACAAACUAACUUAAGCCUUUAGCUCUGUUGUUCUAUGUAUAUCUGUCUCUGUUCUACGGUCCUGGAGAAACAUUUUCUCAUUUCACUAUGUACUGUGUCGGCUAUAUAUGAUUGAAAUGAGAAUAAUAGCUUCUUGACUUGAUAAUGUGUUAUUUAAAUGGUUCUCCCAACCAAAAUUCAUUUCAGAUGGUGUGGAUUGAUUGGUAACAUCACCUGGUACAUUGCAAUCAAAUGAGUGAAUCCAAUGGCACAUUUAAUGUAACAAAAAAUGAAAUAAACACACAACACGUUUUAGUUAGCA
Molecule: messenger RNA, 3795 nt
Organism: Tachysurus fulvidraco (yellow catfish)
Lineage: Eukaryota; Metazoa; Chordata; Actinopteri; Siluriformes; Bagridae
Exons: 17
Coding region: 321-1700 (459 amino acids)
Biological process (GO): mitochondrial fusion
Source: RefSeq, a predicted model, not a curated record